Trichechus manatus latirostris (Florida manatee) is the source of this 2056-nucleotide messenger RNA. RefSeq names its product CXXC repeat containing interactor of PDZ3 domain (gene CRIPT). Bases 94 to 399 code for a protein of 101 amino acids. Gene Ontology annotation, biological process: cytoplasmic microtubule organization. Gene Ontology annotation, cellular component: dendrite. Lineage: Eukaryota; Metazoa; Chordata; Mammalia; Sirenia; Trichechidae. Gene Ontology annotation, molecular function: microtubule binding; PDZ domain binding. The transcript is spliced from 5 exons. The record is from RefSeq and is a predicted model, not a curated record.
GUACCCGGAAGUAGAAUCGUUUACGGGCAGUAGUGUUGAUGUUUUGGAGCGGCCGCAGCUACUGCUGUUGAGGGAACCGUCGUCCUCUAAAGGAUGGUGUGCGAAAAAUGUGAAAAGAAACUUGGUACUGUUAUCACUCCAGAUACAUGGAAAGACGGUGCAAGGAAUACCACAGAAAGUGGUGGAAGAAAGCUGAAUGAAAAUAAAGCUUUGACUUCAAAAAAAGCGAGGUUUGAUCCAUAUGGAAAGAAUAAGUUCUCCACUUGCAGAAUUUGCAAAAGUUCUGUGCACCAACCUGGUUCUCAUUACUGUCAGGGCUGUGCCUACAAAAAGGGCAUCUGUGCAAUGUGUGGAAAAAAGGUCUUGGAUACCAAAAACUACAAGCAAACGUCCGUCUAGACAUAUUGAUGACUUUCUGGCUUUCUGUAGGAUUUUACUUUCUGAUUUGAACUUUCAACACAUAACAUAGAUGUUCAAGUUACAAAAUAACAUGUUUUAAGACAAUUGAGUUUAAGCCAGGGAAAUUGAUCGGUAUUCAUUCUUUUGCUCUCAAGAAGGAACAGCAAAGAUGUAACUACUCUUCUGUCUUAAGUUGUUAAUGCACCAAGUGCAUUUUAUUGAACUGGAAUAAGUAGCAAAUUUAAUGAAAAAAAAUCACCCAGUUCUGCAUGCACUUUUUAUUUCACAGUAUUCAUAUAAUUCCUAUUAUUUUUUCCUACUUUAUUUAUAAGUAUUGCAAGAGUGAGAAGAUUACUGAUGUUUUGCUCUGAACGUGGCAUCUAGGCUUAUAAUUCUUCCCUCGUUUCUUUAUUGUUGCAUAGUUCUUAGAAUCGGCCCUUCCCUGAUUGCAGUUUCACAGGGUAUCUAAAUAUUUGAAAACAUUGCUGAAUGUUCCUUGGUAAUUAGCCCAGACUCAAAUCAAAGACAAGUUAGAUUUGUUUGUUUGUUUUUUUUAAUUUGUUCUUGAAGUCAGAACACCAAUUCCUUUCAUGUAAGAACAAGGAACGCCCAAUACGUCCAAAUUCAUACAUGGAACUUCAGAAAAGCACAUAUGUACCCAUUACCUUGAAUUCAACUGUCAUGAAAGCCAGAAAAACAGAACAGUGUUUGUCCAUGAUGACAUGUAAUAAAAAUUAAUUUGCAUUGAUUUCAUUUAUUUCCACUUUGAGAAAGCUCUUUGAAGCAGAAAAACUUUUUUAAUUCCCCCUCCCCUUCACACACAUGAAAAAGGAAAACAUAGCAAACACCUUGACUCUUUAUUAUAACAUUGACUGCUAAAAAACUACUUUGAGGUUUCAGAGAAAACUUUUUCUUAUGCUGUCUUCAGAGGUUCAGGACUAGUGCCUUUGAUACCUUACAGGCUACUAUGGGAGAGCAAAAAAGUACUCACUGUUACCACCAAGUGCAGUGUGUACAAAUAGAGAGCACUGGAAAACAUGUAGCGUAGGUAAUGUGAUAGUAUACAUGGCAUAUGUUGCAUUUUUAGUUGUUGAAAAUUAUUAUGAAAAGUAAAGCUUUACCUGUUUAAUUUAUAUAUAUGGUUUUUUUAAUAGCUUUUUUCCCCCCUAGGAUACAUUGUUAUUGAUUCAUAUCCACAAAGAUUACAAGGACAAUGCAGAAAUACAAUAAAUAACAACAGUCUGAGGGCGGGGAGUAUCCUGUCACGCUUUAAUUGAUUUGGGAUUUUUAAUUAAAAGUGUAGCACAAGGGGCCUGUAACAAGACCCAGUCAGAGAGUGUUCCAGAUCCAUUAAAAAUUGGGCCGGUUGACUUAGGGAAAAGUGUAUUUUUUAGGUAUAAGUGGGGAUCUGCACUUCCACAACUCACGUUUCAUGUUCCUGCCUUGAGUAGCCUGCUUCCAUGAUGUCCAGUAGCCAGUGUCAGGUUCUCCUACAAAGAUUUUUGUUAAUAUUAUAUCUCAGAACAGAAUUUAAUAUUAUAAAUCUUUGUACUGUCAAAAUAAUAGUCAUGAGAAGUUGUUGUGUUAUUAAGUGCUGUCAAGUCAGUUCCGACUCACAGCCACCCUGUGUACAACAAAACUAAACACUGCCCGGUCC